AGCAGUCACGUUUUUAUAUCCGGAAGUCACUCCAGAACGCGGCUAACGUGGUCAAGAGAGUGAAGAUAUCUUCACUGUUCACGUUAGACGGCAUAUUCACAUUUACUGGCUUUAUUCUGACGUUAAGGGACGUCAUGGCGCUAAUGGUGGACUCGGUGCCUGGGCAAUUUGAUGACGUCGAGGACGAAGACAGCCAAUCGCAAGCAGGCUGCGUCUCACAAGAGGUCCCGCGUAACGAUAACGUCCAGGAAGACUGUGAAGAAAAUGACGAUGAAGACUUUGAGGAUGAUGAAGAUGACGACGAGUGGGUGUGGUCUUCCGCUGGAGGCGACUUGACCAAGCGUUACAACAGGAGCGCCAUUGCUCAGGCUAACAAACAGAAUCACACACUCGGAACCACGUCCAAAUUGACCGACAGAUCGCUGAGGAAGUUCGAACACAAGAUCAACUUGGAUCAACUUUGUUUGUCGGACUCCGUUCUCAACAGAGUGACGUCGAUGCAGAAGCAGAAGGAUGCCGACACGUACCGAGUGAAGGACAAAUCAGAUCGGGCCACUGUGGAACAGGUUUUGGACCCUCGAACGCGAAUGAUUCUCUUCAAGAUGUUGACUCGCGGGAUCAUCUCAGAAAUCAACGGCUGCAUCAGCACGGGCAAAGAGGCCAACGUCUAUCACGCCAGCACGGCCGGUGGAGAAAGUCGAGCCAUCAAAAUCUACAAAACCUCCAUCCUGCACUUCAAAGACCGAGACAAAUACGUCAGCGGUGAAUUCAGGUUCCGUCACGGUUACUGCAAAGGGAACCCCAGGAAGAUGGUGCGAACUUGGGCUGAGAAGGAGAUGAGGAACCUAAUCAGGUUGCAAACCGCCGGCAUCCUGAGUCCGGAACCCAUCCUGCUGAGGAGCCACGUUCUGCUCAUGGGCUUCAUCGGCAAAGACGACAGGCCCGCCCCGCUGCUGAAGAACGCCGACGUGUCCGAAUCCAAGGCCCGCGAGCUUUACUUGCAGGUGGUCCACAACAUGAGGAAGAUGUUCCAGGAUGCCAAAUUGGUUCACGCCGACCUCAGCGAGUUCAACAUGCUAUAUCACCACGGUGACGUUUAUAUCAUCGACGUGUCGCAGUCGGUGGAACAUGACCACCCGCAAGCCCUCAACUUUCUCAGGAAGGACUGCAGCAAUAUCAAUGAGUUUUUCGUCAAACGUGGUGUAGCGGCGAUGACCGUCCGAGAGCUUUUCGACUUCAUCACAGACCCGUCCAUCACCUGUAACAACAUGGAUCAGUACCUAGAGAAGAUGAUGGCCAUUGCGGCCGAGCGGACGUCGGCACAGCGCUCGGAUCGGGACCGAGUGGACGAGGAGGUGUUCAAGAAGGCGUACAUCCCGAGAACGCUCACCGAGGUCAGCCACUAUGAGCGCGACUAUCAAGUGAUCACCGCCAGCGAGGAAGACGCGGCAAUCAGCGGAUGCGAGCAUGGCGUUCUGUAUCAGACGCUGACCGGGCUGAAGAAAGAUCUUUCUGGAGUUCAAAUGGUUCCGGCUCUGCUCGAGGACGACGGCUCUUUGUCCUCAUCUUCGGAAGAGGAGGAUGAGGAGGAGGAAGGAGAAGAGGCUGGUCUGCCGCCACCCGGCGACUGCCACGACUCUUUGGACAAAAAGGAAAAGAAGAAGCUGGCCAAAGAAGCUCAGAGAGAAAAGAGAAAGUCCAAAGUCCCAAAACACGUUAAGAAGAGGAAGGAGAAAGUGGCCAAGACCAAGAAAGGAAGAUGAAGUGAUGACCGAUCACAGUCAUAUGUGCAAUUCUGUGCCUGGGAACAAAACCUGUCUCCUACCAAGCACAACACAACUCCACCCACAUCAGAUUUCUUUUUUAAAAUAAUGUGUCAUUUGGGAGAUAGCAUAGUAUAGAAUAGGAAAUGGAUGAGAAACUCAACACCAUUUUUGUUUUGUGGCAAUGUCCCAGAUUGCAGACUGACAUUGAAUAAACAUUGAUUUUUCCAUCAAAAUCAUUAGUAUGGUUGACAUAGAAAUUUUCGACGUCAAGUGACGUUGAAAAAACGUUCUGUGGCAUGUCAGGCGAUGGUUGGGUUAACAUUGUUUUAUAGUUGACGAACUAAUGUUGACAAAUAGUUGAUUUAUGAUUGACCAGGAAAUAUGAUUGACAAGUCAUUUAAUUAUGGAUGAGCGGGCGUUUUGGUCGAAAACAUAACAUUGAUUCAGCGUUGUUCCAAUAUUAUUAAUAAUCGAAAUGACUUUUAGCUUUUGUAAGAAUUUCAAAGUUUAAACAAAAUUAAUUAAGGGGUGCAAAAGUGACAUUGAUUCAACGAUAUAACAUAUACAGCGGAAUGUAGAUCCAACAUCAACGUCGGUCUGCUAUCUGGGUAUAGUCCAUUAAAAUCAUUGAUUUUAUCCUAAGUGUAAUCAUGGCCAGAAAUUUGAAUGUUGGGUACUUUGAAGCAUAAUUGUUCCAUUUUUAGCCCAUCUUAUUUUUACAAAAGGUGUCACUUGAUUGCCAUUGACAGCCAUGUACGUCCAAAUAUCCAUAUAAUUUUCAAUAGCAGAAUAACCUGUGGGGUUGAUUUUCUACCAAAAACAUGCCAUUACAGCCCAUUGACAAGUAAGUUGAUGCCACUGACAACCACGCAGCAGGACUAACCUCGAAAUGUCCCCAACAAACAGGAAAUUACCUGAUAUCAACAGGACUUGUCCCCCUAAUGUCUCCAAAUCAAAAGGAAGUGAACUGAUAUCAACAGGACGUCUCCCAGACUUUAUUUCAACAGGGAGUGUCCCCAAAAUGUCCCAAAGUAACCUGACAAAUCUGAAUCUACCUCAGCAAAGCCCCAUUGUAAUUUCUCUAGAAAUUGCAGUUUCUAGUUAAAUUUGAAGUGCUUAAAAAACAUUUAUUGAAAUAUACAUCAUAGGCGGAGUUUGACUUUUGGGGCAGGAGGGGCAAAACAUGUUGAUGACCCCGAAACGCAGUGUCAGCUAUAAAAUUACAAGAAUAAUUAUAAUAAGUUGACAAUGAGCAUUUUUUGUUUCCCAUCAUUCUUGAAGGGAAUUCUAAAUCAGGCUGCUUAGGCAAUACUUUUCGCCAAGAUUGUCAUCCAUUGAAUAUGGUACGCCCGCCGGUCUCGUGUCAAUGUAGUAACCCCAGUCAAAAACUAUAUCCCCUGUGCGGAGCCAUAUGGAGGUAGAUUUGUGUCUCUAUUAUUCAGCCCACAAAAAAAUGUCGCUUCAAUUAAGAAAAAAAAAAUGUGUUGGAAUGCAAAAAUAAAGUUGAAACUCAAACCCCCUCAAAAAUAUAAUUUUUGUUCAUUUCAUUCAUUUUUGUUGACGUUUUAUUCCUUUUCAACUUAUUAUGU
This is a messenger RNA of Corythoichthys intestinalis (scribbled pipefish), 3355 nucleotides long. RefSeq names its product RIO kinase 1 (yeast) (gene riok1). Gene Ontology annotation, biological process: maturation of SSU-rRNA. Bases 135 to 1763 code for a protein of 542 amino acids. Gene Ontology annotation, molecular function: ATP binding; protein serine/threonine kinase activity. The record is from RefSeq and is a predicted model, not a curated record. The transcript has 17 exons. Lineage: Eukaryota; Metazoa; Chordata; Actinopteri; Syngnathiformes; Syngnathidae. Gene Ontology annotation, cellular component: cytosol; preribosome, small subunit precursor.